UUAGCAAUCUUUGAACAUCAACAAAGCGCGGUUAAUUGAAAUUUGAAAGUGUUGUGUGUUCCGUGUUUUGUUCACUGACUUUUGGAGGUUAUUUUUGCUGUAAUGCAUCGUAACUACUUUUGAAUUACAUCUUCGCUGUAGUACGUACGUUAUCUAAGAAUCCUGCACUAUCUACCAAUAAAGAAAUUAGUGAAAGUGUUUUCCGAAAUGAAGUGUCUGUGUUGUCAAACUUGCAGCAAGUAAUGAGCGAAUUCAUCAUCGUCCAAGUUGGCCAAUGUGGUAAUCAGAUAGGAAAUGAAUUCUGGCCACUUGUUCUUCAGGAACAUGGUAUCCAUUGGAAGAAUCAGAAAAUUUCCACACAGAAGCUACAGAAAUCUAAGCAAAUGGAACUAUCAAAAGCACUCCACAGUUUCUUCUCCGUACCCAAAUCUUCAACAGAAUCCACGUACAAAACUGUGGCUGACUUGGAGAGAGGAAAGGUAAAAGCAAGGGCUUUAUGCAUUGACAUGGAAGACAGUGUUGUAGCUAAUUACAGAAAUGGGCCAUUGCGCAACAUAUUUGAUAAAGCCUGCUUACUGACAAAUUAUCCUGGCUCGGGAAAUAAUUGGGCUGAAGGAAACUUGUCUCAUGGUAGAAGAUACGCAAGCAAGAUAGAAAACUUGCUUCGGAAGUCAGCAGAAUCUUGCGAUCAGUUGCAUGGUUUCUUGCUCCUUUUCUCAGUGGGAGGUGGCACAGGCUCUGGUCUGGGAUCUUCUCUGCUGCCAUUAUUAUCAGACAUUUUUCCAGAUGUACACAGGUUGGUGACAUGUGUUUAUCCUGCUGGCAAUGAUGAUGUUAUAACAGCUCCUUAUAAUGCUGCUCUAGCCACACAACAAUUGACAGAUCAUGCCGACUGUGUCUUUCCAGUUGGAAAUAAGGCACUGAUUGAUAUAUGCAGCCGCAUGCGCAGAAGUCGAGAUGAGGAAGUGGUUCGUCGAAUUGUCAGAUCCAAACCAUUUCAGGAUAUGAAUCAUAUCAUUGUUCAUAUGCUUCUCAAUUUAACAAGUGGAGCUAGAUUUCCUGGGACUCUCAAUGUAGAUAUGGGUGACAUUCCAACUAAUAUGGUGCCAUUCCCAGGACUGCAUUAUAUUUCCAGUGCUAUUAGUCCCCUGGGGGCACUGUUGAGGAAAGAAGAACUUUUUCCUGCUGUUUGGUCAAGGGACAACCAAUUAAUUAAUGUUGAUCCUGUGUCAGGAGUCACUAUGGCAUCUCUUCUUGUUGCCAGAGGAGCUGUGUCUCUUGUUGAAAUGCGCUCAAAUAUUGACAGGUAUCAGAAGAAGAUUAAAGUUGCCCCAUGGAGUGAGGAUGCAAUUAAAACUGGUCUUUGUUCUGUCCCUCCAGCUUAUUGCCCUUCAUCAGUUUUGGGACUUUAUAACACAUCAUCAAUGACUGAUCUUUUUGAGAACGUAUUAACACAGUUUAAAAAACUCUAUAGCCGAAAGGAACUACAACAGCUGUUCAAAACCAAUGAUGUCUGUGCUACAGAUGGCAUAAAUCCAUGUCCGCUACUGGUGUAUCUGUAUCCAUUUUCACCAGAAAACUUUGAAGGCUCAUACACAUCAUUACCUUCAAGUUGAUGGGUUUGAUGAGUCAUAUUUUCUCUCAAGUAUGGAAAGUCUCCAAACUUCAGCUGCAGACUACAAAAAGAUAUUGCACCAGGAUGUUGUGAAAAUACCUAGAAUACAGGUUGUGUGAUCUGUGCUGUAGUGAGAUUGUGUUUGUAAUGCAAACAAAUAAAUUUUUACUAAACGCUGAGAUAAAAGACGGUUGCAAACAUGUAAAUAUUGCAUAUUUUUGUGCCUGACAGCACUCUGAUUUUUUGACUUUGGUGUUUUAUUAAGUAAUCAUGGUACUGUGAACAGUCAGCAUUGGAAUGUUGAAUUUUGUAAAUUACACUGUAAUGGAAGGUGAAAGUUGGUUAACAAGUAUACAGUCCUACUAUUAUAAUAUUCUGUUCCCUUUUUUAAUGGUUUUUAUCACUCGCUUUAUUUAAAUUUAUCUUGUGAACACACUCCUGUGCAAAUUUGAAUACAUUCUGAAACACAACAAUCAGAGUUAACAUUUAAAUUUUUUGUGAGCAAACAGGCUGUAUUACUUGUCAGCUAAAUGUUGGCAGAUAGAAGUGUAAGUAGCAGCAUUCAGAACAAUUCUCUUAACGUGAACUGACAGAAAUUUAUCUAAGGCUGUUGCCUAACUUUACUCUACCUUUAUAUCAUACUAAAAUAUUUUGUACUGAAUAGAAACCAUAGGAUGAGUAAACAUAACUAUCCAGUGUGUAGUGUUUACUUUGAGCAAUAGAUAGAGGUGUAAACAAGGACUUAAAGGUGGUUGCUCAGUUUACAAACUGUUGUCCUCAUUUAGAGUCCAUAAAUGCAUAUUUACACAAAUAGUGACAAUGUCCAUGUGCUGCAGCCAUCUUGCACAGCAAGGGUGGUCAUGCCCCCAUAACAGGCCAUACAGAAGUUACAGUGGAGUUGUGUCAUGUGACCAGUGAAAUCUUGUUAACAAAUGUGAUGGGCAUGCUGUUAUCUUGAUCCCAAAUUGAAUGGGGUGGGGGGCUGAGAAAGAGGGUAGUAGUUGCAGUAGUACUGUCAAAAUGUGUUUUGUGAUGGUCAUCUGCUGUGGUACAAAAUGUCAAGCAGAAGUACAAACUUCGCUCUGCGAUCACCUCUCAUAAGUGGAACAGACUAGAAAAUUGACUCUCAUAACAAAUGAAGUUUUGGACAGCAAGUCUUCUUUAUUAAUCUUAUAGUUUUUAAUAAGCAUUUCAAAAACCACUACCUGAUCCAGGUCGGCCUCCUUGGCUACUAUGAAUGGACAGUAAGUCACAUGUUUUCCUAUGAUAUACUGCCUUGUAAGGAAGAAGCUCCAACAGUGCCGUAUUCAGUUGUACUGGCCCCAAUGCACCUUGCGCCUAAAUUGUUAUCUCCAGUACAACUGCUGUGGCCUCCACAACUAUGUUACACAUUAUUAAUUAUAAUUUUGAUUUGUUAAUAUGCUUGCUACUUUGAGCAUUAGCAGUAAUGUUGCUAAAAAGACUAAAAGAAUAUUUUGUGUGAGCCACCAGCACUUUUUUCUGCAAUUUGUUACUCUGACUAUGUUAUUACACUUUUAUAAUUUUUUUAGAAAUAAGUUUUUUGAACUGAAAAAACAUUUUCAGUACAUUUAGUCAACAAGACUACUGAAUGGUAAAUUCUUUUAGCAAAUAACACCAUUCUGUAAAUUGUUUUUACAAAAAACAAAGUUUGAGAAUAAGAUCUACUUGUAAAGUUAGUGGUUAGGCACUGACAGUUGCAGUUUGUUGCAAUAACAUUUACAAAUAUA
Schistocerca serialis cubense is the source of this 3363-nucleotide messenger RNA. RefSeq names its product tubulin epsilon chain-like. Lineage: Eukaryota; Metazoa; Arthropoda; Insecta; Orthoptera; Acrididae. Gene Ontology annotation, cellular component: microtubule; cytoplasm. The record is from RefSeq and is a predicted model, not a curated record. The transcript has 11 exons. Gene Ontology annotation, biological process: mitotic cell cycle; microtubule cytoskeleton organization. Gene Ontology annotation, molecular function: GTP binding; structural constituent of cytoskeleton. The coding region runs from base 243 to 1616 and encodes 457 amino acids.